ACUUGGAAAAAUAGAAAAUAUCUUAGAAAAGUUUAUUAACUAGUUUUUACCACCGUGGGUACUGCGAAUAUUUGAAGAUUACAUGAAAACCUUUUGUGUUAGCUUAACUUGAUAUGGGCGCCGGCGCACAUGUACUCUACAUUUAUACUUUAACGAGUGAACUGCACUGUGCAUGUAUAUAGAAAUAUAUUGUAUCCUAUGCGUGCUGCACGUAUGCUCAAGCACAAUAUCUUCAUUUUGAUGAAUUUGUAAAAUUUUUGUAACAAAAAACCACGCAAUUUGUUUGUAAAGAUGUAAAAAAGUAAUCUCGAUACACGCCUUCUAUUCACGCAAAGAGUGUACUUUUUUUACAAAGUCUGGACAAGAUUUUUUUCAAAUUUUUCGUAUCGUUACACAUAAAACUUGGAUGAAAUGCUACGUAGAAAUAUAAUCAAUAUCAGCCGACUCUGCGCAGUUUUCGUCGAACUGAACAUGUGAAGAUGAGCAAUCGAAACAUUAUCGAGUGUUCUUGAAGAAGAAAAUGCCGGGAGAAGCUGAUCAGCAGCAACUCUGCAGUAACUCCCUUACUGGACAAGAAAAAUCAGUCUCUCGAAUGCAAAAAAUUAACUCAAACAAUAAUAAUAAUUACGAUUCAACAUCAACGUUAAGUGAUACAAAGGUUGCGAAAACGCAAGAAAACCAAUUCAAGCUUAUAAUGCAGCAGCAACAACGUCCGCAGGCAAGCUAUGUCGAGGGCGAGAUGUUAUUGGACGUUGAAGGGCACCUUCAAAUUGAUCAUUUUGCUGCAAGAAAUGUUGAUGAAAAUGUCGAGAAGAGAGAGCAAACACCGCAACCAAUUGAUUUUUCUUUCUUGAAGUCAUGUGCCAAGAGUUCUACAAGUUUUGGGAUUAAAACCAAUAGUGCAGAAGAGAAUGACUGUUCGAAUUUCUCAUCUCAAACUGAAGACUUUUUGACUGUCGGUGCUGAUUUUAUUCUGAGCUCAAGCAUGUGGACUUCGACGCAAUCACCAACAUCUAGUCAGCUCUCGCAGCUCAAUUCACCAGCACACAAUGAACUUGUAAGCAUGAUGAGUUUUUCAACUGGAGGAGAAUCAACGCCUGUCUCCAAUGCACAUGGCCAUAAAAGACUGAAUUCUAAAAUGGAUGUUAUCUAUAAUUUGUUGAGUAUGCUGGGUAGCACAGAAGGGCGAGAAGAUAUGAGUGCAACCUUAUUAACUAUGAGUAAUUCAACUGAAAGUUGUAAUGUAAUGAGGCAAUCUGGUUGCUUACCGUUACUCAUACAACUGAUUCAUGCCCCAGGCCAGAAUCCAAAAACUAGAGAACAAGCUUGCAAAGCUCUAUUCAAUAUAGUUCAUGCUAAAGGUGAUGAACGAUCAAAUAAGCGAGAAGCUCGAGUUCUUCGACUUCUAGAACAAUUGAGAGAUUAUUGUCAAACUGUAAGGAUCUCAUUAAGUUCUGUGCCUUCUUCUAUGAGUGAGCUUGAACAUCCAUCAACUACUAUUGCUGCAUUGAUGAAGCUAUCGUUUGAUGAAGCUCAUCGUUUUGCUAUGUGUCAACUUGGUGGAUUGCAUGCAGUAGCUGAACUUGUUGAGACAGAUCAUGAUGCUCAUGGUACAAAUAGUGAUGAUCAGAACUGUAUUACAUUGAGACGUUACUCAGGCAUGGCUUUGACAAAUUUAACAUUUGGUGACAGCAAUAACAAAGCCCUUUUAUGUUCUUUUCAACAAUUUAUGAAAGCAUUGGUAUCACAACUUAAAAGUCCAAGUGAUGAUUUAAGGCAAGUGACAGCAAGUGUUUUACGCAACCUUUCUUGGAGAGCUGACAGCAGUAGUAAGCAAGUACUGAGAGAAGUUGGAGCUGUUGUAGGAUUAAUGAAAGCUGCAAUGGAAGCUCGGAAAGAAGCUACCUUGAAAUCAAUUUUAUCAGCAUUAUGGAAUUUAUCGGCUCAUUGUACUACAAAUAAAAUUGAUAUAUGUGCUGUUGACGGUGCUUUGGCGUUUCUUGUAGACAUGUUGAGCUACAAUGCUCCUUCUAAAAAUUUGACCAUUGUUGAAAAUGCUGGUGGUAUAUUACGAAAUGUAUCAAGUCACAUAGCCAUACGAAAUGAUUACAGAGCAAUUGUUAGAGAAAGAGGUUGUCUUCAAGUGCUAUUGAGACAACUUCGAUCACAAAGUUUAACUGUUGUUAGCAAUGCUUGCGGUACGCUUUGGAAUCUAUCUGCUCGUAAUCCUCAAGACCAACUUCUCUUAUGGGAUCUUGGAGCAGUGCCUAUGUUACGAAAUCUUAUUCAUUCUAAGCAUAAAAUGAUUUCAAUGGGAUCAAGUGCUGCUUUGAAAAAUUUGUUGAGUGCAUCCCCAAAUGGGAAUAAUUUUUUGCGAAUGGAUUCUACUGUUCGUGGUUUGGGUCUACAAACUCUUCCAACUCUUGUGGCAAGAAGACAAAAAGCUUUAGCUCAAGAAAUCGAUCAAAAUCUAUCAGAAACUUAUGACAACAUAGAGCCAAGCAGUUCACCUGUUCACAAGGAAGAAAAUGCACCUCUACAAAUUGAUGAAAGUUUUUUACAGGAUCAAAAGAAGAAUGAAUUACAAAGUUUUGCUCAUGAUCAACAAAGUUCUCUUGGAUUACAAAUUUUGAAUAAUUUUCCAAGUGAGAAUCAGGAACUAAUGCGAUCCGUUUCAAGCACACAAUCUGAUACUGUUUCUGAAAAAGUUAAUCGCCAAACAAAUGAUGGAGCAACUUUCUUAGAUUUGAAUUCUAAUCGACAAUCAACUUCAAUGUUCUCUUGUGCCAAUUCUGAUUCUUCUACAUCCACUAUUGGGCGUUCAAUAAACCGAUCUGAAAAAAAAUAUACUUUGCGAUACAUGAAUGUAAUGCCAGAGCGUAUGAAACCCGGAGAGCCCUUACCGGAUUUACGAAAUAUCACACGAGAUUCUUCAGCCAUAUUAUGGACUCCUGCAUUUAAUCAAGGUGCAAAUAGUACAUCAAAUUUACCAAACAACCGUAGUAAAGACAAUGCAAGCAUGCUGGCAACUACUUGCGAAUCUCCUAGCUUGAAGAAAAAUAAAAAAUCAGAAUCAGUUUCUCGAAUUCCCAGCGCAUCGAAAAAUAAGUCAAUACCAAUUAAUCUUUCACUAAAAACUUAUCAGAGAGGAUUUACUGGAAAUUCCAAUUACAAUUUCAAACAUCACAACCGGAUCUCCGAUGAAGAUGAAUUAAAUUCAGGUUAUUCUGUCAAAAAAGAGCAAAGACAAGAUACAAGCAGAGUGCAAACUGUGCAAAAUGUAGAAGUUGCUAAACCACGUGGUAUUCCUGUUAUCAAAAGUACCUAUAAACAAAAUUCUACUCGCAACGCAAAACAUGAUGUCAAUGCAUUUGCUUCAGCAGUAUAUGAUAAUAACUUAUUGGUAGAAAAUAAGUUAGAAACGCCCAAUUGUUCAAAAGGAGAUGGCAAUUUAGAUCUAUUGGGUAUUAAAACUCAUCCUAAAUCUUCAAAUGAACAUGAUGACCACCAAUCACAUAAAACGAGGUCAUCAAAAAAUAAAAAUUACGAAGUCGACUCUUGUUUAGAAAGUAAUCUUGUCAGGUAUAAAACCAAUGCAAGCUUAAAUGACAUUGAAGUUAAUUUUGAUUCUAAUGAUGUUGCUCCAACUAAAGAUUCUAAACCUCAUUUCGCUUAUAAUCAAGAACAAACAAAUGGAGACAAAAACAAAUGUAAUGAUUGCUGCUUUAGUGAUGAAACGUAUACUUUGCAAGAAAAUACUUCUGAAGGAGUAAAAAAUACCUCUCACUUGAACACUGCUGAAAGUGGUACUUUUAACCCCUGGAAAUCUUGUAACAAGGAUAAAACCAUGCUCAAUUUACGAGAACAUGAAAUAACAAACAAGUUUGAGGAUAAAUAUCGUCGCGAGCAUGAUCCGGAAGCAAUGAUCGCAUCACUCGAUCGACUUACAGCAACGCUGGUAAAACAAAGCGAAGCAAUGCGCUUUGACCGGGAAACAAAUAACGGGAUGAAAUCGAGCAUUUUGAGCACUGAUACGUGGAACGAGGAUUCCCCCAGUGACGCAUCUUUUCCCAGCUUGAGCGUGAGUGCACCUUUGGUAGCUUCCUUCCGCAGUGACGAUUUUAGCGCAUCGGAAGCAGGUAUGCAUACGAGUGACUCUAAAACUGAGCAAAAAUCUCCCAAAAGAUCCGAGGCUAUGAUUGCCGGUAAAGAGAGUGUAUCCCUAAACCAAAUUGAUGAUAUCAAGCCGCCCUCAGUUAUGGAUAGCUUAUUAUCUCUCACGGCAAGCUAUGGACCAUCUUCGGAUAUCGAUAACAUUGAUAAAAACCGAAUUACGCAGCUGCCGCAAUUCAACAGGAAAAAGUCUCUACCAAUAGGAGUAGUAGCUCAUCGCGCAAUGUGUAACGCACAAAACCGUGCCAACAGCUUGGAAAAUUUUUCAAGUGAAUGCAAAAACGGAUCACAAUUAGAAAAUAUCAAACCUCCUUCGCUCAUGGACGAGAUUUUGGAUAUUAAUGAAUUGGAAAAUAGUCUAGUCAACGUUGCCAGCAUUACUUCUGAUAUUGCAGAUAUCUCAAACGCGAGCUUUGCUGGCCCCGUAAAUUUUGAUCUUUCCAAACCUUUCAGCAAUACAUCGAUGGCAAAAUAUUCAUAUACAAACCAAAUGGGAAGCAACAACAGUUUGACGGAGUGUUUGGACCGCAUAAAUCCACCCUCACUAAUGAAUGAAAUUACGCGUAUAGAAGAUAUGACUAUUGAGGAUGAUACAAAUAGUCGUCAAGAUACGCUUUGCUUCGACAGUGAGUUCAAUACUGACGACGUGACCCAGUGUGCAAUCGACGAACACGUUGAUGACUGUGCUACAGACUCGUCAGAAAUCGAUGGCGGCGCUUUCUCUGGUGAAUUUGGCGAUUCUCAAGGAUCAACUGUCUCUCAACAAACACAUCAACCAGAUUCAGGAAAACAACUUACUCCAAAGCAAAAGCGUCAUUUGAUUAAAGAACGUUAUAAAACUUAUACCAUAGGAGAUGAAAUAACGAAAACAGAAAGCACUAACGAUUCUUUGGAUUCAACAGAAAUUGAAAUUAAGCCUGCCAAUACCAAUGGAAAGCUUUCUCCUUUUUCAAAACUCACACCAAAACAACGCCGUAAGGAAGAUAGAUCCAGAUUUGAAACAAAAGUUUUAAGUAACGCCUGUACCGAACUAAUCGAGACAUCCAACGUUGAAGAAACUAAAGAACAAGUGUCUCAACAAAAGCUUAUCAAAUCGAGAAUAGGCAUUCCAAUGUAUAGGAGAUUAGAUAAAGUUCGUAAUCAAACAGUUGCUUAUGACGUCGAUAAUGAACGAGUCUCAGAAGCUGACGAUACGAAACUCCAAAACUGCCAAUAUGAAAGCGAUGACUCGUCUUCAUCUAUGGAAAAUCAAGUGGAAGUUGAAAAUGCAUCUAGGAAACCUCGUAUUGUAAAACCGAGUCCGACGCGGCCCUCGUUGAUUACAGAACAAGUUGACGAGGCUGAGGCGAAGGGCAUUCGUGGUCGUCGCAAACCCUUGUAUUCAAGUCAACGUAAGUCAACGGUUCAACAAUGCACUUUUCAACAGCUGCAAAGUCCGUCAAGUCCACACCAUGGAGUUGUUCGAAGCAGUAGUUCGCCACUCGUGCGGCCAACUCGCACUCUUCAACUUCGUCAGCACAACAGCAUUGAAAAAUCUCAGAGUGCGUCCAAAAUCGGACAACCGGUUAAGAAAAUUAAUAAUCAACCGCGAACCCCGUCUACUCCUACAAGGCAGCAAUCUUCCAAAUUGCGUCCCCUAGAGCGUCAGGGCACUUUUACGAAAGAUGAACCUCAAAUGGAGAAUACGCCGACUAUCGUGCCCUGCUCGCCGCUACGAUUUAUUCCCACAGCAAUAACUAGACCAGGUAGCCUAGGCAAUUCCGGUCGAUCCUUCAGCCAAGUAUCGCCUCGCACGUCACCGUUUCACAGUGCCAAGUUGAAAAACACCGGAUUAAGAGAUACCCCUCAAAAAUCGUUGGGCGCUAUAACAAGCAGCAACAGCACACCGUCUACGCCUACGGGUAUUCCGUCUAUUGUUAAACGUUCGUCGAGCAACCUCAGUGCUAAAUCUACUUUAAAGUAUUCGACGGCUGGUCAGCCCACGUCUUUACAAAAUACUGCUUUGCGCAAUCAAACGGUUGGGUCUCGCUCAAGUAGUAGUAUCAGCAUAGCUUCGGAUUCUGUGACUCGCAAUAAAGCAAGUGUAAAAGAAACUACUAGUAAAAUAGCCAGCCUCUGGAAAAAAGUAGAACAAAAUAGGAACAAGCAACAACAAAAUAAACCAGACACACGUCAAUGGAUUACUGGAAAUAAAGGAGCGACCCAUUAUGGAGAUACAAUGGAAAAAUCUAAUGAUGCACAUAAAAAGCUUCCAUAUUCGAGUACGACCAAGGUCACAAGUGUUUAAAUUUUCUGAUUAAUUCUCUUCAAAAUGAUUUCGAUUUGCCAUAUAACUGAUUGAAAUAGUUGAACGCUCUCUAAUGGAAUCAUUUCAAUGAGAAGAAAAACGCUUUAUUUUUCGUCUGAAACGGUAAAAAUUGGUUUUAUUCAGAAUAACUUUUAGUAAGUCCACCGUAUUAGAUAUAGUAUUACUCAAAAAAUGUUCAUAGGCCUAAUUAUUUUGCUAUCGGUUUUCUGUUUUUAUUUACCCAUGUUUCAUGAGUAAUUUACUUUCAAAUGUAUUUAUUAUUCUUAUAAUGUAAGAUCAAGUAAAAAGACUUCGAAUUUUUAUAAUUCUAUAAUUCUACAAUACGUAUUAGGAUUUGUGAAUUAAGAGGAAAAUGAAGUUGUUAUAGUAGGAUCUACUCUUUACAUUUAUCAGCUCAAUUUUUUUUUACUUCUGAAUACCUGCGCAUCAUUUUACAAAAUAAAAACUUACUUAAAAAUCCAUUCGAUUUUUUAGACAUACACAAUUAGGGGAUACAUAUUUAUCUUUUUCAUAAAAAUCUCUCUUCAAAUUAAUAAGAUAAAUAUGUUGAGUUUACUUUCUAUACUCUAUAAGAAUCUUAAAAAUGUGCUGUUCUACAGAGUGGUUAAAAGUGAAAUCAAAGAAAAAUAUAAUUAUUCUUUGUGAUUUUCAUUUCCAUUUCAAAAAUUUCUAUAAAUGUUCUCACUUAUAUUUGUUGUAACUUUUUUGUUAUUAAAAAUUCACUUUUUUCUUAUUCCUUUCUGAUCUAUUUUAAUAAUUAUGAAAUAAUACAUUGAUGUCCAACUUUUCCACGUUAUAAAAUUAAAUUGAUAAAUAAGUGACGCCCUGAAAGUGUAUAUAAUCCCAUUGUCUCGGACCGUCCCUACGCGAUACAUAGGAACCUCGGUGGUCUGCUGGUAUAAUAUAUAUAAUAUUUUCAAGUUUUAAUCAACUUGAGAAUAACUUGAGAUCUACGUCUCUAUGAAAAACGUGUUUUCCUAUGGUAUUAAUUAUUUUUUUAAGUACGAAUUGUAGUUUUUGUUACAAUAUUAUUUUUAUGUAAAUAGUUCAUCAUUUAUUGAGUAACAUGUUACUAUUUCAUUAUACUGGACUGUUUGGUUUACCAAUAAUUUUUUCGAAAAAUAAAUGGAUUAUUUUAUUCAUUAUACAUCAUUUGUUACAUAACUAUGAUAAUAGCAGAAAUUGUUACAUUGAGAAGCUCUAUUAUUACUCAUUAUUUAUAAAGUAUUUAUUCAAUAUGAAUAUCUAAAAUUCAAAUGCUUCUUGAUCUCUGAUUGCAUAAACUUUUAACAGGUUUCACGCUUUAUUGUAAAGGUAAUAAAGUUGUUAAAAAUACUAAUGCACACUUUUUAUAUGAUUAACAUUCUCUAUGCAUUUGACAAUAUUACAUAAAUGUGGCUCCAUUUAUUUUUGGAUUAGUUUAUUCAUGUCAUGAUUAUACGUCUGAAAAAUAGCUAUAUAAAAAAAUUGUCUUUGAUUGGCUUUUAGAUAAGAAACAAAAUAACCAAAAAUUUUAUAUUAAGAUAGAAUAUAGAUAGUGAAUAGUUAAGUAAAAUUAUACUAUUAAGAGUGAGUAAAAUAUUGAUUAAAUUAUUUAAUCAAGAUGUUUGCUUAAUACAUUAAAAACAAAAACUAAUAGUUUAUGUUAUCAAAAAAAUGUAUAUAAAUUCAAGGUGAAAGAUACAAAUGGAAGGAUUGUAAAAUUUGUAGAAAUGCAAUUGCAUAUCAAUUUUGCAGUCAGCAUAUGAUAACAACAUAUAUUUUGAAUUUUUCAAAUAUAUCAAUAGAAUAUAUGGUUCAAGAUAGUAUUUAUUUCAUAUCUUUUAAGUGUAUGUAAUUUACGCCUCUGGAAUUCACUACCUUGUUUCUUUAUUUUUUAUAUUUAAAGAUUAAUGUAUGUAUUUGAAAAAGUUUCCGUUCUGAAUUCUUGGAGCUUACGAUUUUUUAUAUGUUGUAGCAUUGACAUGACAUUGUAAAACACAAACGUCAUUUAGAAAGAACAUUUUAUGGUGAUUCUGUUUUUAUAAUUUGUAAUUCUUAAUUUUGUGAUUAAAUGCCCAAAGCUUAAUUGUAUACUUCUGAAUAUAUUUUGAUUUCUAGUCUAAUAUAAGUGUAUAAAAAUUACAUUUGAUUGAAAUAUUGAGUUAAUUAUAUAAGUUUAAUUAUACUCUUUACUUAUAAUUAUUUAACUUGAGGUGGGAUAAGUACUUCAUGCUAGUAUAUUAUUAUUAUUCUUGAUAUGUGUUUAUUCUAUUCAAAUUAAUAAAUCCAAUAAAACGAGUUAUUAUAGCUUUGCAGAAAGUGUAUUUUUCAAACUGCUAGUAAAUUUGGUCUGAGUAAUUGCUUAAAUUCUAUUUACACUCACUAUUGGUAAUGAUUAUGUAUUGUAAACCUAGUUUUUAUGAAAGUUUUGUAAGUCUGCUUAAAGGUUGAGUCAAAUAUAUUCAUAGUUAAUAACA
Messenger RNA from Trichogramma pretiosum, 8940 nucleotides. RefSeq names its product adenomatous polyposis coli homolog. Gene Ontology annotation, cellular component: cytoplasmic microtubule; beta-catenin destruction complex; catenin complex. Gene Ontology annotation, biological process: regulation of cell differentiation; nervous system development; cell migration. Bases 521 to 6460 code for a protein of 1979 amino acids. The transcript is spliced from 13 exons. The record is from RefSeq and is a predicted model, not a curated record. Gene Ontology annotation, molecular function: beta-catenin binding; gamma-catenin binding; microtubule binding. Lineage: Eukaryota; Metazoa; Arthropoda; Insecta; Hymenoptera; Trichogrammatidae.